Molecule: messenger RNA, 1744 nt
Organism: Anopheles maculipalpis
Lineage: Eukaryota; Metazoa; Arthropoda; Insecta; Diptera; Culicidae
Product: choline-phosphate cytidylyltransferase B-like
Exons: 4
Coding region: 77-1744 (555 amino acids)
Biological process (GO): CDP-choline pathway
Molecular function (GO): choline-phosphate cytidylyltransferase activity; phosphatidylcholine binding
Source: RefSeq, a predicted model, not a curated record
ACACGUGGAACAAUCGACGUGUUACGGCGCUAAACUGGCAUCGUCCACCACAACUCCGCAACAAACGCCCGCGAGAAUGUCGCGCAAACGUCCACGUGACAGCUUGGACGAUAUGUCGGGGAACGGUGCUAACAACGGCAACACCGGCCGCUUGACAAUCGACGAGACGGUUUCGAUCACGAUCGAUCCAAACGGGGAGUUGGAAGAUCGUUUAGCGACGCAGGAACAUCAACAACCGGCACAACAGCAGUUACAGGUUGAUGCCACGGCUGCUGCGUCAGCUGAUGGAACGCCUGAUAGUAUGAACGGUAGCAGCCGGCGCUUCAGCAGCAUCCGGAUCGUGGAAGAUAGCAUCGAACCGGGGCAUGCUGAUCACUUUUGGCCACCGAACAAUGACGGUGCACUGAACGGGCACGUAAACUUUGGCCAGCCGGCAGUCGGACGUCCCCGUUCGUCCGAUCCAGUGUCGCCUCCAUCGCUCUCAUCGAAUGGAUCGUCCUCGGUGGCCACAUCGUCCGGAUUUGCUAGCCAAAAUGCUACGAGCGGCGUCGAGCAUAGCCCACCGGUGACUAUCUGCAAACAGGCACCAUAUUCCACAGAAUUGGACGCGAUUCGGGAGCGUGAACGAUGCGACUAUUCACAAAAAAUCACUUACCAGAUGGCCCGUUCCGGAACUGCGCCGCGUAUGAUCCGAGUGUACGCAGACGGUAUCUAUGACCUGUUCCAUCAGGGACAUGCAAGACAGCUGAUGCAGGCCAAAAACGUCUUUCCCAACGUGUACCUGAUCGUUGGAGUUUGCAACGACAAACUGACCCACAGCCGGAAGGGUCGAACGGUGAUGAACGAUGAGGAACGUUACGAAGCAGUACGACACUGUCGCUACGUUGACGAGAUUGUGCGAGAUGCGCCCUGGGAGUUAGAUGAUGAGUUUAUUGAGAAGCAUAAGAUUGAUUUUGUGGCCCACGAUGAAAUACCGUACAGUACGGAUGACUGCAAUGAUGUGUACGCAAAGAUCAAAGCCAAAGGUAUGUUUGUGGCAACGGAGCGUACCGAAGGUGUGUCCACGUCCGAUAUCGUCGCAAGAAUCGUUAAGGAUUACGAUAUCUACGUGCGCCGUAAUCUGGCCCGAGGCUACACAGCGAAGGAGCUGAAUGUGUCGUUCCUGUCGGAGAAAAAGUUCCGCUUCCAGAACAAAAUGGUCGAGCUGAAGGAUAAGGUGCGCAAGGGCAAGGACGAUUUCAUCACCAAAUGGGAGGAACGGUCAACCGAUCUGAUUAAAACGUUCCUGCUAAUGUUUGGCAAAGAGCGAAUCUCAAUGUUUCUGUCCGAUUCGAAGCAACGCAUCCGUUCGGCACUCAGCCCACCGGGCAGUCCGGGCAGUGGCAGCAAUCACAGUCUGAACGAUUGUGAGGACGAUCUGGAAAGUCCCGAUUCCGUGCUUGAUUCACCGCCGAGCAAACGUUCCAACGUUAUUCGAAGCCGCCACCAUCUACUGUCGGAGGAGGAUGAUGAGGAGCAAGCGUUGUACGGCUCGCGUUCACCUGCACCGGUGCUCGAGGAUGACGAAGAUGACGAUGAUGACGAUGACGAGGCGUACCUGGACACACGCUCGCGGCCCUCAUCUAACUACAACAUUUCGCUAAUGGCGGGCGGGGACGGUAACGGUGCGAGUGCAACGGUCAAGAGCAGUAGUAGUAGUAGUAGCAGUGGUGGCAGUCGAACCUAUGGCAAUCGUAACUACUAA